Culicoides brevitarsis is the source of this 804-nucleotide messenger RNA. RefSeq names its product GATA zinc finger domain-containing protein 14-like. The coding region runs from base 1 to 804 and encodes 267 amino acids. The transcript has a single exon. The record is from RefSeq and is a predicted model, not a curated record. Lineage: Eukaryota; Metazoa; Arthropoda; Insecta; Diptera; Ceratopogonidae.
AUGGCAAAGUAUCUAGUGAUUCUCUUAAUGUGCUUAAUUGCACUUCAAAAAGUACAAUGUAAACCAUAUGAAAGCAGUUCUUCGAGCGAAGAAUCUUCUGCUAUUGGUAUUCAGUCUGAUAAAGAUUUGAAAGGAGAGGAACAAGAAGUGAAACCCAUAGACGAAGAAACAAUGGAUGAAACUGAACGAAAUAAAGAUGAAACUGAACCAGAAGAACAUAAGGAAGCUUCAAAAGAAGAAGAAAGUAAUAAUGAGGAAUCUGAAAGUUCAGAAAAAGGAUUUGGCGACGAAAUGACAGAUACAUUUAAAAAACAUGCGAAAAAGCUUGCCGAUAAAAUGGGUGAAAAAAUUGUUGACAAAUUAACAGAAAAAUUCAAUGAAACCGUUGACAACCUCAUUGACUCAAAAAAAGAGAAUGAUCACAAGCAACAUCAUAAACAUGGAAAAGAAAAUCAUGAACAUGAUCACAACCACGGUGAUAAUCACGAAAAAAAUCAUAAAGAUAACAAACAUGAAAAUCACGAAGGGCACAAUAAUAAUAAUGCACAUCAUAAUAACGGAGAAAAACAUGGAAAUGGCAGCGGUGUGAUCAAUGGAAACAAAGGAAAAAGACAUAGCCUUGUACGUCCUCACCCAAUUCCAAAUACAACUCGAAAACCGUUUCGAAAUACUACAACUAAAAAAUCAAAUAGAAGAACAACCAAGAAGGCAACUGCUAGAACAACUCCGAGACCACCUAGAAGAACAACAACUAAAAGGUCAAGGAGAUCUCACAAAUCGUCGAAGAAAAAUGGAAAACAUUGA